UCAGCACUAGCAGAAAUAGAAAAUUUGACAAGAAGUGCAUACAAUGCAAAGUAAAUAAUUAAAGUGCCCCAUUAAGUGACCGAUAUCGCGAGGCCCCGAGCUUACGCGUUGCAUAAACUAUCCUCGAAGAGUGCGCGCGGUGCGACAAUUAUCGUGGAAAUUGCAAAAGUUUUGGCAGCGGCGAGUCUCCCAAAUAACAGCGGCCCAACAGCGAGUCUAAAGUAGCACAGUAGCGAGUGCCUGGCCAAUGUGGUGCAGCCCCCCGUCCUCCGCCGCCCGCGCCGAUACAAACGUCGCCGUCGCCUUCGUCUCCUCCCGCUAACGCGCAAAAUAUACGCGACUAGUUGUAGUUGUUGGCAGCCUUUGUGAGCAGUAGUAACGGCAGAAACGGGGCGAAAAAGCGAGCAAUUCGAAGGGACGGGCAGUGAAAAGCCAAUUAGCAGUGCCCGGGAAGCUGGCCCGUGUCCAGGCGCGGAUCCCAGCCAGCGCUCGUUGACUGCGGCUGUGGUGCAGCAGCAGCUGCUGCCACCUAACGAUAUUCCGCCGCCGUUGUUGUGGUUGUUGUUGUGCCUUUGCACCCACCACACGUAACUAGAGCACACACACACACACACUUGCACAGCUACACACGGAAACACGCACUCUCGGGCUCACAGAGCAGGGAAAACGGCGAUCCACAGCGAGGCGCGAAGUAGAUGCAGGAUCACACACGGACCUGGGAUCGCAAGCUGAAACACUGGAAAACUGGAAAUGAUUUGCAAACAGGACGUCCUGCUGUGGUUUGAGAAACUCGAGAGCUACAAUCGCAUCGAAACGAUGUACGCUCUGCUCACCGCCUGCCUGCCGUUCGAGCUGCGCUUCCUGGGGACGCUGCUGGAGGAGCAGGGCAGGUGCGACUCGGAAACGCUGCGCGGGAUGGAGCUGCGGGCGAACAAUCCGCAUGAGCUAGCGGCGGAUAUGCUCACCUGUCAGAAAGGCGACCCCACCGACCGCAAGAUCCGGCGCAAGAUGGCUCUUUACCUGGCCCUAAUCCGUGCCUGUAACCGCAAUUGCGUGAGCGAGAUCUUCCGUACUCUGGAGUGCUGGGGCGAGUGCGACUUCAGCUGCAUCAAUGACCAGGACACGCUGCUAGAGCUGCUGCUGGUCUAUACCAUGGCGGCCAUCCACCCCGUUUUCUCCAUGGACGAGCAGAAGAAGAUCUUUGCCAUACUGGCCAAGAUCAAAGAGAACAAGCUGGUGAUGGAGAGGUUUUUGCCACAGGCGCAAAUGGAGGCACAGCAGUCGCAGACGCCACCAGUGCCGUCGCACCCGCUACCGCCAUCCCCCCACGAUAUGAUUCUUCAGCAGCAGCAGCAGCAACAGCAUGUGAUCCACCAGAUGCAGGCGCAACAGCCGCCACCGCAUCCGCAGCACCCGCAGAUGGUGCAGGUGCUGCAGGGUAAUAUACCCAUGAUAUUUCCCCAGCACUUUUCCAAGCUCCUGCCCAGCUCUGACGGCACGCACCAGAUCAGUGUGGAGGGCAUGCCGCACCUGAUGCAAUCGAACAUCACCAUUCCAGCGGACACCAGUGCCAUUGUCGGCCACCAGAACACGGGGUGGACGAUGCGUCACUACCCUCCACCACCGCCCCACCAAGUGCCCGCUCCGCAGCAGCAGUCGCAGAGCGUGGACCAUCAAGUGCCACCAGCCAGCUCGCCUAUGCUGAGCCAGCAGUCCUCACCGUCAAGCAGCCGCACAACAAGUCCCCAGCGGGACCGCUCCCUCAUCAAUGUUCCCUUGCAGGCGCAACAGCAGCAGCAACAGCAACCACAUCAGCAGCAGAUGAGGAGUAUGUCGCAACGAUUGGUGGGGCAGAAGAAUGCUCGACGUCCUUCGGUGGAGACAACGCCGCCGCCCUCCUCCGUGGGCGGCGAUCAGCAACACGAUAAUAUCAGCGAAGGUGUCAGCAGCAAUUCCAGUGGCACCAGCCUGCACAGUCUCAUACGCAACGGUUUCCCGCGGCCAGGACACCAUCGGGUAAAGGCAAACACCUUCAUACCCCAUCACCAACAGCAGCAACAGCAGCAGCCGCACUUUCAGAACACCAACUACAACAUGAACGUAAUGAUGCAGAGUAUGAAUAUAAACGACGACGGAAGCGGAUCGAUGAUGGGUAUCAACUCUGCGAAAAGUACGGCCACCACGGGCAGUGAGUCUGGGAGUUCGAAUGGAUCCUGCGGAGACCUGUCACCCUCGGAAACGCCGACGCCAACUGCGCAAUUAUCACUGCCGCUGCACAGUACGGUGGAUACGGGAAUGGGCAUGAUCACCACGGUAGUUCCCAGUAACCUGGGCAGCUACCAGCAGAAGCAGCAUCACCUCAGCUACAAGCAGCAACAGCAGCAAAUGAACCUGCAGCAGCGGCUAAACGGACGAAAUGGUAUGGAUAAGAACUACCAGCAAAUCUACACAACAGGCACGCCCAGCGUUGUCAGCGAUGCGCAAACCAUCAGCAGCGGCAGCUUGCAGCAACAACAGCAGCAGCAGGCGUUACUUAUCAGUCCGUCGCCGGUGAGCACGCCCACAACAACAGUCCUUUUGCAGCCUCAACCGCCACCGCCCGCAGCCUACAAUGCCAGCUAUCCAUAUCACCAGCGUGGACCACCGCCGCCACAGCAGACAAUUUUCCAGGCGCAUGGCGCACCGCAGACAGUGCGCGGUGGUUUCCGCUAUCCAAUGGGGCCGCCGCACAACGGUGAACUCAUCUACCCGGCCUUCCACUUCCUGCCGGUACAGCCGGGCGGCACACCCACCGCGGUGACACCGCCCCAGCUGCAGAGCACGGCGGCUGUGGUGAGCACGAACGCGGUUACGGUGCAGACAGUUCCAGCGCCCCAGCAGCAGCCGCAACAGGUUCCCAGUACGACGCCGUAUAGUGCGUUGACCGUUUGUCCCAUAACGGGAGCAGGUGGUGGUGGAAACAAUGGCCAGAAGGUGAUCUCCUGCUACAACUGUGGAUCGCAGACGCACAGUGGUCGGGACUGCCAGGAGGCGUCCAUGGAGGAUGUGACGCGGAGUGCCAGCUACAAGCUGGACUACUCGGAGACGAGCAUGGAUACGAAUUCCACGGGUGACCACCACAAGGAUUUGGGCGGCAUGCAAAUCAGUGCGACGACGACAACGGCGGCGGGCACUGUGGCCAGUACGGGGAAAUAAUACGGAGGGCCCGUACAUUCGCGGACGUAUAUGGACAUAUAAUUACUGCUAUAAUAUUAAUGAUUAUGCAUAAUCCUUACCUA
Molecule: messenger RNA, 3278 nt
Organism: Drosophila serrata
Lineage: Eukaryota; Metazoa; Arthropoda; Insecta; Diptera; Drosophilidae
Molecular function (GO): nucleic acid binding; zinc ion binding
Source: RefSeq, a predicted model, not a curated record